AUGUUAGGCAAACGGAAACGACUCGACACAUUCGAAGACUUGGAUGAAGCGAUCCAGUCCAGGAACAUCAAGUUCAUUGUCGGUCCGGAGAAGAAAGAAUACACCGUCCAUGAAUCGCGCUUCACCAGCCUUUCGUCACCCCUUCGCGCCCUUCUGACAGGAGGCUUCCAAGAGUCCAAGGAGGGCAAGGUAAUCUGGGGCGAUACUAACCCAGUUACUUUCGUCCUACUGGUUCAAUACGCCUACAAUGGUGACUAUUCACUGCCAGCCCCCGACGAAGAUGAUGAGACGCCUGAAGAUGGCGACACCGCUGGAAAAUUGCCCCGUUCAAUGAAGGGUUAUUUCAACGCCGCCAAACACAGAGGCUCGCAACAUGGCUUUGUGAAUGACAAGUUCUUCCUUGGACAGAGUCCAUAG
This is a messenger RNA of Colletotrichum godetiae, 417 nucleotides long. RefSeq lists its product as uncharacterized. The record is from RefSeq and is a predicted model, not a curated record. Gene Ontology annotation, molecular function: protein binding. NCBI's taxonomy places the organism in Eukaryota, Fungi, Ascomycota, Sordariomycetes, Glomerellales, Glomerellaceae. The transcript has 2 exons. The coding region runs from base 1 to 417 and encodes 138 amino acids.